GAGAGAUGAGUCCCCACAGCAAAAGUGGGUUGAACUUUUCCAGAUCCCAGGAACUCUCUGUGACUGUGUUCUCAGGGUUGGCCGAUGCUUGCCUCAGAACAUCUGGUCUGAGGUCAGUAACGGCUGUUCUCACAUGCACGUGUAUACGUUCGCCACCGUGGAGGCUACAUGUAGCUGUGUGGUUGACAACUAACACCAGGCCCUGUUACACUGUUGCUUCUUCAUCUUGUUGAAGUAACUGAGUAUGAGGUACCCCGGGGCAGUCUAGACUAGUGCCUUGCAGAAAGGACUGGAACCUGGAGUCAUCACAGCCUUGAUGAUCACUCCUCAGAAAUGAGAAGGCUGGUUACUAAACUAGUCAGAUAACCAAUACGACCUCACCCUGCUUUAACAAGGCACCUGACAGAUUUAUCCUGGACUGGACAAGAGAAGGAACAUUGAUGGAUGAGAAGCUGAAGCUUUCCAAACCCGAAAGAAUACUGGGAAAGUGAUCUGUUCUCCUCCAGCGGAUCUGUAGGGUAAGGUCCUUUCUGAUGCAGCUGAGAAAAAUGCAGACCAUCAAAAAGGAGCCUGCCCCCCUGGAUCCUACCAGCAACUCAGACAAGGUGAUGGUACUGAACUCUGCCUUAGCCGAGGUGGCGGAGGACCUUGCCUCCGGGGAAGAUCUGCUCCUGAAUGAAGGGGGUAUGGGGAAGAACAAGUCCUCCGCAUGUCGGAGGAAACGGGAAUUCAUUCCUGACGAGAAGAAGGAUGCCAUGUAUUGGGAGAAAAGGAGAAAAAACAAUGAAGCUGCCAAAAGGUCUCGGGAGAAGCGCCGGCUCAAUGACCUGGUUUUGGAGAACAAGCUGAUAGCUCUGGGAGAGGAAAACGCCACUUUAAAAGCCGAGCUGCUCUCUCUCAAGUUAAAGUUUGGUUUAAUUAGUUCCACUGCGUAUGCCCAGGAAAUCCAGAAACUCAGUAAUUCCACAGCUGUGUACUUUCAGGACUACCAGACAUCCAAGGCGGCUGUGAGCUCAUUUGUGGAUGAGCAUGAGCCCACGAUGGUCGCUGGGAGCUGCAUCUCGGUCAUCAAACACUCUCCGCAGAGCUCUCUGUCCGAUGUGUCCGAGGUGUCCUCUGUGGAGCACACCCAGGAAAGUCCUGCUCAGGGAGGCUGCCGGAGCCCCGAGAACAAGUUCCCUGCGAUCAAGCAGGAGCCGGUGGAAUUGGAGAGCUUUGCCAGGGAGUCCAGGGAGGAGCGGGGUGCCUAUGCCACCUCCAUCUACCAGAGCUACAUGGGCAGUUCCUUCUCCACCUACUCCCACUCCCCACCCCUCCUGCAGGUCCAUGGGUCCACCAGCAACUCCCCGAGAACCUCAGAGGCCGACGAGGGUGUCGUGGGCAAGUCUUCUGAUGGAGAAGACGAGCAGCAGGUGCCCAAGGGCCCCAUCCACUCUCCAGUGGAGCUGCAACGGGUGCACGCCACAGUGGUGAAGGUUCCAGAAGUGAACCCUUCUGCCUUGCCACACAAGCUCCGAAUUAAAGCCAAGGCCAUGCAGAUCAAAGUGGAGGCUUUGGACGGCGAGUUUGAAGGCAUGCAGAAACUCUCCUCACCUGCAGACGUGAUAGCCAAGAGACACUUUGACCUGGAGAAGCACGGCGCCCCGGGCAUGGUCCAUUCCUCCCUCACCCCUUUCUCAGUGCAGGUGACGAACAUUCAAGAUUGGUCUCUCAAAUCAGAGCACUGGCAUCACAAAGAACUGAACGGCAAAACUCAGAGUAGCUUCAAAACGGGAGUGCUGGAAGUCAAAGACAGUGGCUAUAAGGUUUCCGAGGCUGAGAGUUUGUAUUUGAAGCAGGGGAUGGCAAAUUUAUCUGCAGAGGUGGUCUCGCUCAAGAGAUUCAUAGCCACGCAACCCAUCUCGGCCUCGGACUCCAGGUAAAUAAAUGCCUACUGACUGAGCUGGGCGUGGAGGAAGAUGCUGUUGGUACCAUGCCGAGCCUCCACUGGACCUCUGAUGUCGUUUCACUGUAGGGUGCACAUGGUGUCCGUCUGGUGUCCUUGUGCCCACACGCCGAAGACUUGAUGCCCUCACCCUGCCUGGUGUGUAGUCAGAUAGCCCCCCCGCAGAGGCUGUACAUAUCGAACGUUAUUUUUGCUCUAUUAUAAAGUGCGUACGGCGUUGCCAGUUUCAAUAAAGGGUUGGUGGCAAACACA
Mesocricetus auratus (golden hamster) is the source of this 2197-nucleotide messenger RNA. It is a transcript of the gene Nfil3, whose product is annotated as nuclear factor, interleukin 3 regulated. Gene Ontology annotation, cellular component: nucleus. Gene Ontology annotation, biological process: immune response; circadian rhythm; transcription by RNA polymerase II. Bases 534 to 1922 code for a protein of 462 amino acids. NCBI's taxonomy places the organism in Eukaryota, Metazoa, Chordata, Mammalia, Rodentia, Cricetidae. Gene Ontology annotation, molecular function: DNA binding; DNA-binding transcription factor activity. The record is from RefSeq and is a predicted model, not a curated record. The transcript has 2 exons.